AUGGCUUUGCCUCUCCCCUCGGGUCUCGUACCCACCGAAGUGGCUUUUCUGUGCGAGAUGGAGCUCGUCACAAUCGUCCCACGUCAGCGGCUAGAAAGCAUCGAUCUUCUCAGCGGUGCAACUCCAGCCUUGCGACCCCCGGCACGUGCCGACUUGCCUCUUUGGCUGGCACUCCUCCUCAAGAAGCAACGACGAGCAAACAUCGUUCCACCUCAGUGGCUCCAUCCAACCUCCCUCGCCAAGAUCGUACAUCAAGAAACGACACUCAACCCCGAUGCCUUCUCUGCUCCCCCGCCACCUCCUGCGCGCGGCGAUGCAAGAGGCAAUGCCCGUCGACUAGGCGCGACCCUCGACGAAACCCUGUCACCACCGUUCCUGCCCUCAUGUACAGCCGACGCGCCCCCGAAUGCGCUCCCCUACCACUGGUUCGAGCUCGCCGAGGUCCUGCUGGCACACGCAUCCGACGAUAUACCAUCAACUUCCGAGGUAAGGUCUCUCCUCAAGGACCUUCAGGAGGUGCGAUCUGCCAAGAUGCGCAAGAGUACACAGGACCUGUCCGACGGUGUAGGCGGUGUCAUGAGUUUACGGGGAGUUGGAGCGAUGGAGCUGGCUGAGAGCCGCGGCUUCUUCCUGGGCGUCAUAGAGGGCGUGCGGAAGAUUGGCGCCAGUGCGGAAGCCAGUAGGCGUGAGGAAGAGGAGGAACGAGGCAGUGGGGACGGCGAUUAUGACGAAGACGAAGAUAUGCUAUGA
This is a messenger RNA of Colletotrichum abscissum, 750 nucleotides long. RefSeq lists its product as uncharacterized. Bases 1 to 750 code for a protein of 249 amino acids. Gene Ontology annotation, biological process: DNA replication; double-strand break repair via break-induced replication. Lineage: Eukaryota; Fungi; Ascomycota; Sordariomycetes; Glomerellales; Glomerellaceae. The record is from RefSeq and is a predicted model, not a curated record. Gene Ontology annotation, cellular component: GINS complex; nucleus. The transcript is spliced from 2 exons.